Messenger RNA from Erpetoichthys calabaricus (reedfish), 1195 nucleotides. RefSeq names its product gsk3b interacting protein (gene gskip). The record is from RefSeq and is a predicted model, not a curated record. Gene Ontology annotation, molecular function: kinase regulator activity; protein kinase A binding. Gene Ontology annotation, cellular component: cytoplasm. The coding region runs from base 118 to 516 and encodes 132 amino acids. NCBI's taxonomy places the organism in Eukaryota, Metazoa, Chordata, Cladistia, Polypteriformes, Polypteridae. Gene Ontology annotation, biological process: regulation of canonical Wnt signaling pathway. The transcript has 3 exons.
GUACGAAUGAGCUCAAUUUAGUCUGGAGAAUCAGAUCUGUUCACAAGUGCGUAUUACGAAACUGGAUAUUCAGUUUAAAAUCACACAGCUGUAGGAGACAGAGGCAUAGUCAAGAUAAUGGAAGUUGAUUGCAACCAGUGCGAUUCACCUAAAACUACUUUUGAAGACACUAUUGAUGCUGCAGAUGUUAAGGAUAUGAGGCUGGAGGCUGAGGCAGUGGUCAAUGAUGUUCUGUUUGCUGUAGCAGACAUGCAUGUGUCUAAAAUCCUCCAAAAUGCUGUGGAUGUGGCGUACAUCAAUGUGGAGAUUAAAGAAGGGAAUCGUUACUGUUUGGAGCUGACAGAGGCUGGACUCCGGGUAGUAGGAUAUACAUUUGACCAAGUGGAUGAGAGUACAAUAGCACAUUAUCAUGAGACGGUAUACUCCCUGUUGGAUUCCCUCAGUCCAGCCUACAGGGAAGCAUUUGGAAAUGCCCUGCUUCAGCGUUUGGAAAGACUAAAACAAAAUGGACAGUAGUAACAGUAACUGUCUCUUGAGCAUUUACUAUUCCAGACAGUUAAAGAGUAAUGGGUAUUCACUGUGGAUAUGAGAAGACAGACAAAAAUAUCAAGAAACUCCUCCAGGCCAACUGCUUAAAUUUUAUGUUAUGGUUUUACAGUUCAUCACUACCAUGACAGUCAAUAUCUUUUUGUUCUACAAAAAUAUUGUAUUUCAUUUAGCUGUGUGCAUUUUGGAUCAUUUACAUAAAUACACACCAGAUGUAGAAUUAAGGCCAGCAGUCUGGAAUAGCAAGAGCUAUUGUUCUUGCACAUUUUUGAAGGUGUAGCAGUCUUUUGCUCUCCUGUAUGCUUUGUGAGGCAAACCGCACUAAUUUUGGGGACUGACCUCAUGAAAAAUGUUGAUAUGCUUAUCUGUAUGCUAAACAGUGAUGUGCACAUUAAAACUGUUCUUUUUGCAUACAGAAAUAUGGCUUUGUAGUACUGAAAAAGAAACAUUUUAAUUUUGUGAACUGAUCAUCAGGAUAGAGUUGUACCAAAUAGUACAUUUUUUUUUUUUUUUAACGGAUAAUAAUUUUAUUGGGAUAUUUGCCUUAAAUUUGAUUCUAUUUUUUAAUGUUUGUGCUUUUAAGUUGUGUGUGAGAAAAAAAAUCUCUCUGUAUAUUAAAGCACAUAUCAAAAAGAGUGGCUUGAUCUUU